CCCGCGAUCAACUGGGUCGCCAGUCCAUCAGCGAGAAGCGGCACGCGUCCAAAGACGCCAAGAGCACGGACACGUACCAGCGCACCAAGCGGGCGCGCGAGGAGCGCGAGCAGCAGCGCCGCCUGCUGGAGGCCGAGCUGCGGCGGGAGGAGGCGCACGACGGCCGGCCGCCAGACGACGUCGGUCCCAGUCUGGGCAUGAAGAAAUCGUCCAGCCUCGAGUCGCUCCAGACCAUGGUGCAUGAGCUGGCGCUGGCCGAGGAGGGCGAGCGGUCGUACCCGCACCGCGGCCCCGUGAAGGUGGUGCGCGGCCGCGGCUGCAACGAGAGCUUCCGCGCCGCCGUCGACCGCAGCUACGAAGCGCCGCUGGGCGACGACAACGGUGACGUCAUGGAAACCGUGGACGAGGAGGCGGCCGGGCCGGACGCCGGCGGCGCCCUCUUCAGCCGGGACCGCACCGCCCGCCAGAGCUCGCUCAGCUCCGGCGCCGUCGAGGGCAAGAAGGCCAAGCGACGCUCGGGUCUGCUCAGGGGACUCGGCAGCAUGUUCAGGUUCGGUCGGCACCGCAAGAGCAGGCGAGACGGCGUGUACCGCACCGAGACGGCCGAGGAGCGGGCCGAGCAGCAGCUCAGGAGGCGGAGCUGA
Pollicipes pollicipes is the source of this 644-nucleotide messenger RNA. RefSeq names its product partitioning defective 3 homolog. Gene Ontology annotation, cellular component: apical junction complex; adherens junction; apical plasma membrane. Gene Ontology annotation, biological process: establishment of cell polarity; cell adhesion; microtubule cytoskeleton organization. The record is from RefSeq and is a predicted model, not a curated record. The transcript has 7 exons. NCBI's taxonomy places the organism in Eukaryota, Metazoa, Arthropoda, Thecostraca, Pollicipedomorpha, Pollicipedidae. Bases 198 to 644 code for a protein of 148 amino acids. Gene Ontology annotation, molecular function: phosphatidylinositol binding.